This is a messenger RNA of Penicillium malachiteum, 948 nucleotides long. Its product is annotated as bZIP transcription factor. The record is from RefSeq and is a predicted model, not a curated record. The coding region runs from base 1 to 948 and encodes 315 amino acids. NCBI's taxonomy places the organism in Eukaryota, Fungi, Ascomycota, Eurotiomycetes, Eurotiales, Aspergillaceae. The transcript has 2 exons.
AUGGCUCCCUUAUCGACUCAUCGUGUAUCGAAAAUUGAUACAUCGGGGGAGACUCAGCUUUCACAACUGGCUGAAAUGGACCCAGCGGAGAGACGAAGAAUACAGAACCGCAUUAACCAACGGGCGAGCCGCCAGAGAAGGGCGCUAAAGUCCGGCAAAGGCGCAACGAAUCAGCCGAGCCGAUGGGUUAUUUACACAGGGGAGGCCCAAGAGGCUCAGAAGCCGGAAGGGCCUGUGGCGUCUAGUAGCCCCGUUUUACAACUAGAAACACCACCACCAACCCCGCCGGAAGAAAUAUCCCUGAUUGACAAAGAUGGAAGAAUAAGCUUCGAGGCUAUCAAAUCAUGGAACACCAGCAAAUUUGAUUUGGUUUGCCAACUAGAAAGAAAGGUCGCGUCUGCAGCAGCCUUGAAACUCGAUUACAUUCACCUUCUUGCACCGGUCGCACAUCUCAACGUUAUUUCAGCGUUACUUAAUAAUGCUUCGAUCAUGGGGAUGAGUAUUGAGUUACUUGAAGAGGAUAUCGCAUCUUUGUUCAAUAUUGAUGGGCCAAUGGAGUUGAUUUUACCGCCAAGUCUAGAGCCAAGCUCGACCCAAAAGAAAAUCAUUCAUCACCCCUGGAUUGACCUUAUACCUAUGGCGUCCUUUCGCGAUAUGCUAUUGAAAAAUAUGGACAGAUAUGACGAGGAUGAGUUUUGUGGGGAUCUGCAUGGUCAAAUUGGUGUCUCGGAUGGCAUUGGAUUAAUUGUAUGGGGAGAAUCAUGGGAUCCCAACGCAUAUGAGAUCUCGGAAUCUGUAUUCAGGAAGUGGUACUGGAUUUUGAAAGAGUGUCCGGAGAUUUUGAAAACUACAAAUUAUUGGAGGAGGGUACGUGGCGAAAAGCCGUUGAGAUUUGAUCAGGCUGCUAGUAGUACAGGAUUUGUACACCCAGAGGAAGUUCAAGAAUAA